ACGCCUGCGCACUGAGAGCGUCGGAUCCAAGUUUGGAGCUUUGAGCUGCCAGCCCUGGCCCAUCAUGUAGGUGCAGCAGAGCCUUCGUUGCCAUUGCAAAAGCGAGGGGCAAUUUUUUUAAAAGCAGCCCACUUUGCAAUUCUUAUUUUGCAAGCUGUGCAAUUGCACCUUUGCAAGGAGAUCUGCAGCGGGGAAGGAGGAGAGAGAGAGGGGAAAAAAAAAACUCCAGUUGCAUGAACAUUGAGUGCUUGCAGUGGGCAUCUUUGUUGCAAAAAAACUAAGCCACGGAAGAGAGGAGGCGAAAGUCUUUUGUGUUUCUCGUGCAGAGUGGAGGGGGAAAAUGUCUCAGCAGAGAGGCAGGAAGAAAAAUCCAGGGCUGAGAAUUCCUAAAGAAGCAUUUGAACAACCACAGACGAGCUCUACACCACCUCGAGAUUUGGACUCCAAAGCUUGCAUCAAUAUUGGUGAUAAGAACUUUGAAGUCAAAGCUGAUGACCUUGAGCCAAUAUCAGAACUUGGUCGUGGUGCCUAUGGGGUGGUAGAGAUGAUGCGACAUAUGCCCAGUGGGCAAAUUAUGGCAGUGAAGCGAAUCCGAGCGACAGUGAACAGCCAGGAGCAGAAGAGGCUGCUAAUGGAUCUAGAUAUUUCCAUGAGGACGGUAGACUGUCCCUUCACUGUCACUUUCUAUGGUGCCCUGUUUCGAGAGGGAGAUGUAUGGAUUUGCAUGGAACUCAUGGACACUUCACUGGACAAGUUCUACAAACAAGUCAUUGACAAAGGCUUGACGAUUCCUGAAGAUAUCCUAGGAAAAAUAGCUGUUUCCAUUGUAAAAGCAUUAGAGCACCUGCACAGUAAGCUCUCUGUAAUUCACAGAGAUGUCAAGCCCUCUAAUGUAUUGAUCAAUACACUGGGACAGGUGAAGAUGUGUGAUUUUGGAAUUAGCGGUUACCUCGUUGAUUCGGUGGCCAAAACAAUGGAUGCUGGCUGCAAACCUUACAUGGCACCUGAAAGAAUCAACCCAGAACUAAACCAAAAGGGAUACAAUGUCAAAUCUGAUAUCUGGAGCCUUGGCAUCACAAUGAUUGAACUGGCAAUCUUGCGGUUUCCAUAUGACUCCUGGGGGACGCCAUUCCAGCAGCUGAAACAAGUAGUGGAAGAGCCAUCACCGCAACUCCCAGCAAACUUCUCACCAGAGUUUGUUGAUUUUACCUCACAGUGCUUGAAGAAGAAUUCCAAAGAAAGGCCAACAUACUCUGAGUUAAUGCAACACCGUUUCUUCACCCUGCACGAAUCCAAAGAGACAGAUGUGGCUUCUUUUGUCAAACUCAUCCUGGGAAACUGAGAAAUGGACUUGUACAUGAUUUUCCCCUUUUAUGGACUGGUGGGUUUAGGAGGCCAGGCACAUGGCGGAGCAACAGCACAUGAGAACCAGUAGGAGAACCUGCCAUUGCCACUCAUUUUUUUUUUCUUUUUCUUCUCCCCCCUUUUUUGGUAAAAUGCUACUUACCCUCCUCUUGGAGGCUUUUAAAGGGUCCUUUGAUAUCCAUAGUGACAUAGAAUGAACUGGUUAGUGAAAUGAAUUUUAUUAAGAUUGUCAACUAUAAACAGAAAAGAAAAAAUACAAACACAUUUAACAUGUUCACCGAGGACAGUCAAAAGAGUUCUCAAACCAUCGUCUCAGCAUAUCAUACUUUGUUCCCUGUCCAUCCAGAUUUGCUUUUGUUUAUGGUAAUAGGUGCUACAGUAGUUAUGAAGUUCUAUGUAGAGAUAUAUUUUGUCUUUACCAUUAUUUUAAUAUUUAUGUUAAGUGCUUGAUUUUAAUAGAAUCUCGGUUUUUUGUUUUUAAUGUGAGAGUUGAAUGGUGAACAAUAAUGAAAGCCACAACAGCUAAAACUUACAGAGAUUUGUAUUUAUAGAGCUUUGCUGGGAAAAGAAAAAUGAGAAGGCCAUAUAGAUGAUGUAUGUGGAAUGGUGGACAAAUUUAAAUUCAAAGAAGAGUUUGGCUUAUAUAUUAGCCCAAUAAUGUCUGUAUUAUUCUUUAGGUGAUGCCUCAAGAUGAUACUGCUUUUGCAAGAGCGUCAAAAUAAUGCAAAUGUGCAGUUUUUGUGGUUACAAUUAUCUCCUUGGUUUGGCUUAUAUCUGCAUAUCACCAGUGGAUAUUGAGAUCUAGAAGGAUAAUCCCAGGGGAUCUGGUAUUAUCAGAGUGACAUUUUUAUAUAUAUUUGUAAAGAAGUGUGCAAAAGCAUAACAAAUAUUAGCCAUUUGACUUUUUAGCCAUGUAAUGGGAACAAUUACCCCAUCAUUUAUAAUCAAGAAAUAAUUCGCAUUGGUUAAGCCUGUUUCAUUGGUGGGAAAGUCACUGGAAGAAAAUGAAACUAAAAGGAGCAUCUUGGAGAAAUGGAUUUUAAGAAAGGAGUAAAAUAAUUUAACAGGAGGGUGUCCGUUUUGAGUUGCACAUUUUACAUUGUCAACAGUAUACUAGUUGUAUCUUGGACAUGCAGACGUCACAGAAAUGUCCAUUAUUUGCCUUGUUCUCCUUCUUUCCACUUAAGUUUUCCAUUUUUGGAUGUCACCUGUGGAAAGUCUGCUUAUUUUGGAAUAAGGUAAAACAGUGUCAGUCUGAAAAGCAAGCAAGGAACUAGAGUCAGCAAGAAUGAAAGCAUGUAAGUUGUACCCCUUGUCUUGAUUAAAAAUAACAGCAACACAUGGG
Molecule: messenger RNA, 2710 nt
Organism: Anolis sagrei ordinatus
Lineage: Eukaryota; Metazoa; Chordata; Lepidosauria; Squamata; Anolidae
Gene: MAP2K6
Product: mitogen-activated protein kinase kinase 6
Biological process (GO): protein phosphorylation; MAPK cascade
Molecular function (GO): MAP kinase kinase activity; ATP binding
Source: RefSeq, a predicted model, not a curated record